Molecule: messenger RNA, 9538 nt
Organism: Apodemus sylvaticus (European woodmouse)
Lineage: Eukaryota; Metazoa; Chordata; Mammalia; Rodentia; Muridae
Gene: Nsd3
Product: nuclear receptor binding SET domain protein 3
Exons: 24
Coding region: 486-4805 (1439 amino acids)
Biological process (GO): regulation of DNA-templated transcription
Cellular component (GO): chromatin; nucleus
Molecular function (GO): histone H3K36 methyltransferase activity
Source: RefSeq, a predicted model, not a curated record
CGUCGCUGUGGCCCGCGGCCCGGGAUGCAGUCGCGCUGACGUCCUCCUGGCUACCCACAAGCCUCUGUACCCCGGUGCGGGCAGGAAGAGGGCAACAGGGUCCAGUGGCUGCCCGGGAGGUCGGGGUGCCUUCUGCGCCGGACGCGGACUCUGCCCGGCACCCCCGCGUGCCUGCAAACUGGCAGCUAUCCCGUCUCUCUCACCGUGGCCGAGAGGGCGACAGCCCCGGCUCAGGCUCUCGUCCUAACGUGCUGCCCCGAGUCUGGGACGCGGAGACCGGGGCGCUCUGCUGACAGCUGUCAGGCUGUCAGCGCUUCGCGAGCCUCGGCACUCCCCGGUCUGCGUCAUCGCGUACCGGUCAUUAGGUUCUUCCUAACAUCUAGGAACUGUAGAGCAGGGCCACUCGAGUACCAUAUGGCGUCUAGUACGUGCUGCCGUUUAGCUCGAUGAGAGAAAGGGAAAGUUAAGGAUGCUGGAGCAGAACAAUGGAUUUCUCUUUCUCUUUCAUGCAAGGGAUCAUGGGAAACACAAUUCAGCAACCACCUCAACUCAUUGACUCGGCCAACAUCCGCCAGGAGGAUGCCUUUGAUAACAACAGUGACAUUGUUGAAGAUGGGGGCCCGACACCCUUCGAAGCUACUUUGCAACAAGGUUUUCAAUAUCCACCUACAACAGAAGACCUUCCUCCACUCACAAAUGGCUACCCACCAUCAAUCAGCUUGUAUGAAACUCAAACCAAAUACCCGCCAUAUAAUCAGUAUCCCAAUGGGUCAGCCAACGGUUUUGGUGCAGUUAGAAACUUUAGCCCUACUGACUAUUACCAUUCAGAAAUCCCAAACACAAGACCACAUGAAAUUAUGGAAAAACCUUCUCCUCCACAGCCACCUCCUCCUCCUCCUCCUUCUUCAGUACCACAAACUGUGAUUCCAAAGAAGACAGGCUCACCCGAGAUUAAACUAAAGAUAACCAAAACUAUCCAGAAUGGCAGGGAAUUGUUUGAGUCUUCCCUCUGUGGGGACCUUUUAAAUGAAGUACAGGCCAGCGAGCACACAAGGUCAAAGCACGAAAGCAGAAGGGAAAAGAGGAAAAAGAGCAGCAAGCACGAGUCGUCACGGUCCGAAGAGCGCAAGCCACACAAGACCCCCAAGCUAGAGCCAGAGGGGCCCGAUAGACCAAAUGAGAGGGUGGACACUGCACCAGAAAAGCCAAGAGAAGAGCCAGUGCUCAAAGAGGCCGUCCCGGUUCAGCCAAUACUGUCUUCUGUUCCAACAACAGAAACGUCCACUGGUGUUAAGUUCCAGGUUGGUGAUCUUGUUUGGUCCAAGGUGGGAACCUAUCCUUGGUGGCCUUGUAUGGUUUCAAGUGAUCCCCAGCUUGAGGUCCAUACCAAAAUUAACACAAGAGGUGCCCGGGAAUAUCAUGUCCAGUUUUUUAGCAACCAGCCAGAAAGGGCAUGGGUUCAUGAGAAGCGGGUACGGGAGUACAAAGGUCACGAGCAGUAUGAAGAGUUACUAGCCGAGGCAGCCAAACAAGCCAGCAAUCACUCUGAAAAGCAGAAGAUUCGGAAACCCCGGCCGCAGAGAGAACGUGCCCAGUGGGACAUUGGCAUUGCUCAUGCAGAGAAAGCCUUGAAAAUGACUCGGGAGGAAAGAGUAGAACAGUACACAUUCAUCUAUAUCGAUAAGCAGCCAGAAGAGGCUUCAUCCCAAGCAAAGAAGACUGUUACCUCUAAGACGGAAGUCAAGAAACCCCGAAGACCAAGAUCUGUGCUGAAUAGUCAGCCAGAACAGACCAAUGCUGGGGAGGUGGCCUCCUCACAAUCAAGUACUGACCUUCGAAGACAGAGCCAGAGGCGGCAAACUAGCUUGGAAGAGGAUGAGCCACCUCCUGUUAAAAUAGCCUGGAAAACAGCAGCCGCAAGGAAGUCCUUACCAGCUUCCAUCACAAUGCACAAAGGGAGCCUAGAUCUGCAGAAGUGUAAUAUGUCUCCAGUUGUGAAAAUUGAACAAGUGUUUGCUCUCCAGAAUGCAACAGGAGAUGGGAAGUUUAUUGAUCAGUUUGUUUAUUCAACGAAGGGAAUUGGUAACAAAACAGAAAUAAGUAUCAGGGGGCAAGACAGGCUUAUAAUCUCUCCACCAAGUCAGAGAAAUGAAAAACCAACUCAGAGCGCGUCGUCUCCGGAGGCAACAUCUGCUUCUGCAGGCCCAGUAGAAAAGAAGCAGCAGAGAAGAUCAAUCAGGACUCGAUCUGAGUCAGAGAAGUCCACCGAGGUUGUGCCAAAGAAGAAGAUGAGAAAGGAGCAGGUUGAAACAACUCCUCAGGCUUCCCUGAAGACCGGAUUACAGAAAGGUGCCAGCGAGAUUUCAGAUUCCUGUAAGCCUCUAAAGAAAAGGAGUCGUGCCUCAACCGAUGUAGAGACGGCCAGUUGCACAUACAGAGACACAUCUGACUCGGAUUCGAGAGGGCUGAGUGACGGGCAGGUAGGCUUUGGCAAACAAGCAGAGAGCCCCUCGGCGGCUGCUGAUGCAGACGCUUCUGAUGCCCAGUCGGUGGACUCGAGUCUGUCUCGGAGAGGCGUCGGUGCGAGUAAGAAGGACUCUGUGUGUCAGAUCUGUGAAAACACUGGAGACUGUCUUAUUUCUUGUGAGGGGGAAUGCUGCAGACACUUUCACUUGGAGUGCCUCGGGCUGACUGCAGUCCCCGAGGGACCCUUCACCUGUGAGGAGUGUGAGACUGGGCAGCACCCAUGUUUUUCAUGUAAGGUGUCUGGUAAGGAUGUGAAACGUUGUUCUGUUAGUGUUUGUGGAAAGUUUUAUCAUGAAGCCUGUGUCCGCAAAUUCCCCACUGCCAUCUUUGAGUCAAAAGGAUUCCGCUGUCCCCAGCACUGUUGCUCUUCCUGCUCUAUGGAGAAAGACAUCCACAAAGCAAGCAAAGGCCGGAUGAUGAGGUGCUUGAGAUGCCCAAUCGCCUAUCACUUUGGAGAUGCGUGUGUCGCUGCUGGAAGUGUCUCUGUGUCCUCGCACAUCCUCAUCUGUAGUAACCAUUCCAAGCGGAGUAGUCAGUCUGCUGCUAUAAACGUAGGCUUUUGUUUCGUUUGUGCCAGAGGGCUGAUAGUUCAGGACCAUUCAGACCCCAUGUUCAGUUCCUAUGCCUAUAAAUCCCACUACCUACUGAGUGAAUCAAACCGUGCUGAGUUGAUGAAAUUACCUAUGAUUCCUUCUUCGUCAGCUUCCAAAAAGAGAUGUGAGAAAGGUGGAAGAUUGCUCUGCUGUGAAUCGUGUCCUGCCUCCUUCCACCCCGAAUGCCUGAGCAUAGACAUGCCGGAAGGCUGCUGGAACUGCAAUGACUGUACAGCUGGCAAGAAACUGCAUUACAAACAGAUUGUGUGGGUCAAAUUGGGAAAUUACAGAUGGUGGCCUGCAGAGAUUUGCAGUCCUAAGUCUGUGCCGCUGAACAUCCAGGGCCUUAAGCAUGACUUGGGGGACUUCCCUGUGUUCUUCUUUGGUUCUCAUGACUACUACUGGGUCCACCGAGGCAGAGUGUUCCCUUAUGUUGAAGGAGACAAGAACUUUGCCGAGGGACAGACUAGCAUUAACAAGACCUUCAAAAAGGCACUGGAAGAAGCUGCAAAACGUUUCCAGGAGUUGAAAGCACAGCGCGAAAGUAAGGAGGCUUUGGAGAUGGAGAGGACCUCCAGGAAACCCCCUCCCUACAAGCACAUCAAGGCCAACAAAGUCGUAGGGAAGGUGCAGAUCCAGGUGGCCGACCUAUCGGAGAUCCCCCGCUGUAACUGCACGCCUGGUGAUGAAAACCCGUGUGGCCUGGAGUCUGAGUGUCUGAACAGAAUGUCCCAGUAUGAGUGCCACCCGCAGGUGUGUCCCGCCGGGGACCGCUGUCAGAACCAGUGCUUCACAAAGAGGCUGUACCCCGAUGCCGAGAUCAUCAAAACCGAGCGCAGAGGAUGGGGCCUCAGAACCAAAAGGAGCAUCAAAAAGGGGGAAUUUGUGAAUGAAUAUGUCGGUGAAUUAAUUGAUGAAGAAGAGUGCAGACUUCGAAUCAAGCGAGCCCACGAGAACAGUGUAACUAAUUUUUAUAUGUUAACUGUUACCAAGGACCGAAUAAUUGAUGCUGGACCAAAGGGAAAUUAUUCUCGGUUCAUGAACCACAGUUGUAACCCAAACUGUGAGACCCAGAAGUGGACGGUAAAUGGAGAUGUUCGAGUUGGGCUGUUUGCUCUCUGUGACAUCCCUGCAGGGAUGGAGUUAACGUUCAAUUAUAACUUGGAUUGUCUGGGCAAUGGCAGGACAGUGUGCCACUGCGGAGCAGACAACUGCAGUGGAUUCCUAGGAGUGCGGCCAAAGUCUGCGUGCGCAUCAGCGGUUGAUGAGAAGACAAAAAACGCCAAGCUAAGAAAGAGACGGAAGCUCAAAGUGGAAGCAAAGCAAAUUCACGAGGACUUCUGUUUUCAGUGUGGGGACGGCGGAGAACUGGUCAUGUGUGACAAGAAAGCCUGUCCCAAAGCAUACCACCUCCUCUGCCUGAACCUGACUCAGCCGCCCUACGGAAAGUGGGAGUGCCCGUGGCAUCGGUGUGAUGAGUGUGGCAGUGCAGCCACCUCCUUCUGUGAAUUCUGUCCCCACUCAUUCUGUAAGGCUCACGGGAAGGGGGCUCUGGUGCCCUCUGCACUAGAAGGUCGUCUCUGCUGCUCCAGCCACGACCCCGCAUCUCCUGUGUCACCCGAAUACUGGAGCAAGAUCAGAUGUAAAUGGGAAUCCCAGGAUGGUGGAGAAGAAGUGAAGGAGUGAGAAGUGGCGGCCUCCUCCCCGCUGCUCUCAGUAGGGGCACAGAGCUCGCUCCUGCACGUGCACGUCACACGCCUCCUGACGGACAGCAUGGCAGCUGGCGCACACAGGCCAGGCGCUUGGUGGGGUUUGGUUCUUCUGUUCUGUUGUGUAGGGGAUAAUUUUGAGGACAGCAAAGUUCCCUUGGUCUUCUCUUGCCUCUUUCCUGUGCUUCAGUGUCUCUGCAGUCAGCACAGGAGGUGUCCUCAUCUCCAGAGUCGAGAGAGAAAGUUUAAAAAGUCUCGUCAGUAGGAUCAGUGAAAAGUCUGAGCUGUAUCCUGGGUUGUGUACGGCGAGAACAGCCAUUCCUCUAUUUAGUUUCAUUUCUAGGAAUUCCGAGAAGUGUAGUUCAAACAAUCUAACCUCUGUGAGCAUUCGUGCGUGCGUGCGUGCGUGCGUGCCUACCUUUAUAUACCUCUUCCUGAGCCGUAGAUUGGCUAACUUCUCUGUCUUUUUUCACAUGCCUUUUCUCGUGUCAGAGAAGGCUCUCAGCAAGUAUUCAAACUAGCCUCUUGGAGACAGAGUCUUUGACCAUGCGGACCUCUGUGGUCUUAAACUGGGCGGGCUUCAUGGUGCACCAACUCUACCUAGAAAUACCUUGCAGGGCAGAGGAAUGAGUGCAUUCACUCAUUGUGGUUCUCUGACACACUGAGGGAAGUGAACGCAUAGGAGAAUGGUCAUUCCUGCUGUCCUGACCACUGACGGGGGCUAAAGAAAGAUUAAGGCACAGACCAAAAGUUGGAUCAUAUAUGCACCAUUUUCUGACCAAUUUAAUGUAGACUCCAGUCUAACCUGGAAUUUAAGGGCAUUUUAUUUUCUCUUUCCCUCUGCCAAUCAUGUUUUCUUUGCCAGCUGGAUCACUCAGUCACAUUUCCUGGUAAAGCUAUGUAAUUGAGUCUGAAUUAUAUUUUAAUAGGCUUUUUCAGUUGAUUUCCUAACUUAGGGAUGGUGCAAGUGGAAAGAACCUCCCUGACUCAUUCUCAACAGUUUCUACUUAGUAUUAUGCAAUACAUAAGAUCGUCCCCAUUGCAUAAGGGGAAGAACUUGCUCUUUUACAGGGUAUAUAGGAGCCACAGAGACACUCCUUGUUAGAAAGCACUUGAAAACAUUCCCCACAGAGUCAGUGUUUGCAAACAUGGCUGUGACAUUUGAAUUACAGACACAAACAUGCCAAGGUAUCUGCCCACAGAAUUCACUUGCAUCUAGCACUUAGGAAUAUAUAUCUAUUCCAGUAUUACUUGUAUGAAAUCAUGUCAGACAUGGUAACAUUAGACUACAUAAAAGUCUAGUGUUACCAUGGAACAUGAACUUUCUCAGUGAGUUUCAGCUGCUUACUGGAAGUACCCAGUAGGAUUUAUUCUCCUCAAGAACCUAGUACUUUACUAACAGGGUGGAAGAUACUCUUUGACACCCUGUAGUUGUGUUAGGUGUGUUUGUUCUUUUUUAAAUUUUUUUUACAAAUCAAUUCAGACCUCUUAUCUGGACAAAAGAAAGAACAACUUUGUGCCUCUUUUUUAAAUAUGUAUAAAUGUGCAGUUUAUAGGCCCCAGACACUACAGUUCUUUCUCUAAGCCCCUGAACUGCCAUUUACCUAGUUAGAGCACUUGUAGUAACUCUGCUGGUUAGACAUGCUCCCACGAGGGGGAGACGGAGCAGGACCUGGCGUCUGUCCGUGCAGUCACUGUGACUGACGGGAGCACAGCCCACGCAGACACUAAACUUUGCUCUUGAGCAAUUAUGAAGUUUGAUGCCCUUUAAAAAAAAUAAUGUUAAGAGUACCUGGGUUUAAUCAUAUUAAAUUUUAUUUUAUACAGACAUAACAUUUUUUAAACUUGUUGAUAAGUGACUUCCUUUGAUAUUCCAAAUGUAACCUUAUGAGAACAAUGUCCGAUAUGAGAUUGUAUCUUAUUUCCUUUUUGACCUCAUGCUUUUUAGUAUCUGAUAACUUUUAUAGAGUAAGCCCCAGGGUGCAUCAUUUAUUUAUAAACACCUUACCCUGACCUCUCUCUAUUCUGCUUCUCUGGUAUGACUUUUUGUUUUUAUAUCUAUAAAAGGAUUUUGCACUUUUCAGAUCUUUUCAUACUAGAUGACUAGCAGGCUUGCUUCCAGCUUUCAUGCUCCAAAUUUGCCUUUGCUGUGCCAGUACAAGGGCGUCUGCCUGUGCCAUCGCCAGUGGCCUGUGGCUUAGAACUUAAGAAAACAGAAAGUUGGCUGACUGUGUGUGACUAUAUACACACCAUCCUUUCAUGUCCUUCAUCAGUGACAUUCCAAAAGGCACUGUGCUUACUCAGAGUCUGAAGCUGGCAGUUGUUAGCUUUUAAAUAUGAUUUUGGUAUACAGUAUUUGUGGUUGAUUUUAUUCAGCCCUGAAAUAAAGGACUUAAAGCAGCAUGGGAUAGUGGUAUUUCCUAACCUCAGGAGGAAGACGAGAGUUCUGAUCAUCAGCGUAAAGCUUUAGAAGUUUGGCUGGAAAGAGCUAGAGAUGGUCGCACAAGGCCACCACAGGCGCUGUGCCUUGGAGGCCUCUCUGGGCUGCCGGGGUAGCUGCCUGUGCAGGGCCGCGCAGGACAGGGCCAGUGCUCGUCUCUGCCAGCGUGCUGUAACAGCGCUGAUUUCAAUCUCGAGUCAGGGUGGAGAUGAGAGUGGAGAAGGUUUUAUCUUCACUUGUGCUUUGCAAGCCCUACCUACACUAUUUUAAUUCUCAAAAAUUACCUUUCCUAAGCUGUAGAAUAGACUGAGUUUUCUGUGUGUUAUAUAAAUAACUAUAUAUAUAUAUAUAUAAUGUUUUAUAUAUAUAAGUGGGGUGUGUGUGUGUGUGUGUGUGUGUGUGUGGUAUGUAUGUGUAUAUACAUAUACAUACUGAUUUAGGAAGUAUUUGAAACUAAAGAGAUAAUAAGGGCCCUGCAGCCCACUGCUUUCUGUCAGUGGCCCCCACUGCGGCGUUUGCAGAAGUGAUGUGAGAUACCAAGGGUCUGUCCGCUCAUAUGAAACACUCGGCUGGACUGGUAGGCAGCUUUUAUGCAGUGGUUUCUUUUUGAGUACUUUCUUAGAGUAUACGUUCUGUUAGGGUCAAAGCCAGACUACAAUUAGAAAUCCUAACAUCAUCUGUUCAGAACAUGACCCUGGCUCUCCAGGGGCUGCUGCUGACCUUAUCGAGACAACACUCCGCUUAGGUUCCUUCCCCGCAGAGCUAAGACACUGCCAGCCCUGUGCCAUGUCCUAAUGGGAGAGGAAACCAAACUGCCUCUGUCUCUGAGCUUGACCAGCUUGUAGUUUUUAUAUUUCUCAUGAGAUGACAAGGCACUGCUUUAUUUCUGACUGGAAUUGCUUUUCAAGAGGGCUAUUGCAUCUGGCCACGCCCUACUCUGCCAAGUUGCUAAGGGCAGCAUGGGAAGUGACAGGAUGGCAAGGUCCUUCAGGAAGGACCACCCACACUUGGCUCUGUUUAUCUGUAACAGAAUGGUUGGUUACAAAUGGUUUAGUCCGUCUUUAGAUGAACAGAGGAAUAAAUGUAGACAGCUUUGCAGUGGAUUAGCAAAUACUGAAAAGCUGGACAUUUGUAUGAAUUGAAAUAUCACCAGUUUUUACCUUGGGUAGGGUACUGGGAACCUUGGGAGAUAGGGAGGGAAAGGCACAAUGUAGUUCCCAUAACACUGAGACUCCACCCCCACCCCAUUUGAAUUCUGGUUCUUCAAAUACUUGGGUCCUCAGAUUCUCAUUUUAUAUUUUAUAGUGUUAAAAUUAUGAAAUGUAAGGCAUCACUUUGUACACUGUUAGAUAUGAAGUCCUCCGACGGGAGCCAGGCACUUAGACCUGCUGCCACCUUUGAGGAGAGGCUCCUGUAUGAGAUCGCAGCAGCAGGCUUAGAAACUGUUUCCCUGAGUUUUUUUUUUUUUUUUCCUUGUUUCUCCUUUGUUUGCCUCAUGUCUGAGUGCCUCUUCUUUCUGUUUAACAUACGCUUGUGUGUGUGUGUGGGGGGGUGCAUUUAUGUUAUACUCCUAAAAUGCUAUGUAUAACCUUUGUUUCAAAAACCCAUUUCCACUGGGCAUGGUUGUACAUGCCUUUAAUCCUAGCACUCCAGAAGCAGAGGCAGGCAGAUCUCUGUGAGUUCAAGGCCUACAUAAUGAGUUCCCAGCCAGCCAGGGCUAUGUAGAGAGAGACCCUGUCUCAAAAGGGAAAAAAAUAAAUUGUUUGGCUUUUGUCAAUCCAUUGCAAAAGUGGCAAUUGUGAGCACUUGUACCUGGGGUGGGGGGAGGGUGAAGAGAAGUCUUGCUUGUCCUCCCAUAGACUCUGAAAGUCCUUAACAUGUAAGCUAAAGGGAAAAUAGAAGUUGCCAAAGUCAGUAUUCAGUCCUUGGUUUUCUUGUGACUUCACUGUUAAGGGAUGAGAAACCUUCCUUACCUGCUGACUGACCCUUGCUGUAUGCAAAUGGCUUUCAAGUAUCUGCCAGUUUGCCUCAACAGGGCAUCUUGUCAGUUACAAGGAAUGAGUAAAAUUACACUGUUGUUGUCAAUUACCAUCUCAUUUUUUGUAUCCUCUGGUAACUAACUGUAUUGCGGCUAAUAACCAAGAUGCUAACUGAUUACAGCUGGCAAAGAAGCCCUUUUUAUAUACAGAGAUUUGUGUAUUUUCAACUGAUAUGGCAAAUUCAUUUGUGUCCAUUUGAAUAUUACACAAUAAACAUAUCUGCAGAUUCCA